ACACAAGCGGCAUCCAUUUCCAAGUGUUCAGUCAGAACUUCACCUUCAUUGUUUUGAACUUUUGUUAGUUCAAAUGGCUUCUAAACCGACCUUGAAGAGAGCUGACUCAAUGGCUGAAAACAUGCCUGACGCCUUAAGGCAAAGCCGGUACCACAUGAAGAGGUGCUUUGCGAGGUACAUUGGAAAGGGGAAAAGGUUGAUGAAACUCAACCAUUUGAUGGAUGAAAUGGAGGCUGUGAUAGAUGACAAGAAUGAAAGAACCCAGGUCUUGGAGGGUGUGCUUGGCUUCAUCUUGUGUUCCACUCAGGAGGCUGUGGCUAUUCCUCCGCAUGUUAUCUUUUCCAUAAGAUCAAAUCCUGGGUUUUGGGAGUAUGUUAAGGUGAGCUCCGAUGAUCUUUCAGUGGAGGCCAUUACAGCAGCAGACUAUCUGAAAUUCAAAGAAAUGGUCUUUGAUGAGAACUGGGCAAAAGAUGACAAUGCAUUGGAAUUGAAUUUCUCGGUAUUUGACUUUCCUAUGCCUCGCUUGACUCUGUCAUCUUCCAUUGGAAAUGGAGUUAGUCUUGUUUCCAAGUUUAUGACUUCAAAGCUGAAUGGGAACUCGCAAAGUGCACAACCUCUGGUGGAUUAUUUGCUAUCACUAAAUCAUCAAGGAGAAAAACUUAUGAUAACUAAUACCCUCAACACCCCCACAAAGCUCCAGAUGGCACUAAUAGUGGCUGAAGUUUUCGUCUCUGCACUUCCAAAAGACACGCCGUAUCCAAGCUUUGAGCUAAGAUUUAAGGAGUGGGGCUUCGAGAAGGGAUGGGGCAAUACAGCAGAACGAGUGAAGGAGACUAUGAGAUCACUUUCAGAGGCACUUGAAGCACCCGAUCCAAUGAAUAUGGAAAAGUUCUUGAGCAGGCUGCCAACUAUAUUCAAUGUUGUAAUAUUCUCUCCUCAUGGCUACUUUGGUCAGUCAGAUGUCCUUGGUCUGCCUGAUACCGGUGGGCAGGUAGUUUACAUUCUGGAUCAAGUUAGAGCAUUGGAAGAGGAACUGCUCCUCAGAAUAAAGCUGCAAGGGCUUAAUGUGAAGCCUCAGAUUCUUGUGGUCACACGACUCAUACCUGACGCCCGGGGUACCAAGUGCAACCAGGAGUGGGAACCUAUCGACAAUACCAAGCACUCUACUAUUCUCCGGAUCCCAUUUAGGACAGAGAAAGGAAUACUCAACCAAUGGGUUUCUCGAUUUGAUAUUUAUCCUUACCUUGAGAGGUUUACACAGGAUGCCACAGCCAGGAUCAUUGAGCACAUGGAAGGGAAACCAGACCUUAUCAUUGGAAACUACACUGAUGGGAAUUUGGUGGCAUCUCUCAUGGCUGCUAAACUUGGGAUAACUCAGGGAACUAUUGCACAUGCCUUAGAGAAGACUAAGUACGAAGAUUCGGAUGUCAAAUGGAAGGAAUUAGAGCCCAAAUAUCAUUUCUCAUGCCAAUUUACAGCUGAUACAAUUUCGAUGAAUGCAGCAGAUUUCAUUAUCACAAGCACAUACCAGGAAAUUGCUGGAAGCAAAGAUAGACCUGGACAGUAUGAAAGCCACACUUCAUUUACUCUUCCAGGGCUGUGUAGAGUUGUUUCAGGCAUCAAUCUCUUUGAUCCCAAAUUCAACAUCGCUGCCCCUGGGGCCGACCAGUCUGUCUAUUUCCCUUACAUGGAGAGACACAAGCGACUCACGUCAUUCCAACCCGCAAUUGAAGAACUACUUUAUAGCAAACAAGAUAACAAUGAGCAUAUUGGAUUUCUAGCAGACAGAAAGAAACCUAUCAUCUUCUCAAUGGCAAGGCUGGACAUAGUGAAGAACAUUUCGGGGUUAACUGAGUGGUUCGGGAAGAACAAGAGGCUGAGAAGUUUGGUUAAUCUCGUUAUUGUCGCAGGUUUCUUUGAUCCAUCCAAAUCAAAAGAUAGAGAAGAAAUGGCUGAAAUAAAAAAGAUGCAUACGCUGAUAGAAAAAUACCAACUUAAGGGUCAGAUCAGAUGGAUAGCAGCACAGAAUGACAGAAGGCGUAACGGCGAGCUCUACCGCUGCAUAGCUGACACGAAAGGAGCUUUUGUCCAGCCUGCUAUAUAUGAGGCAUUUGGUCUAACCGUCAUAGAGGCAAUGAACUGUGGAUUGCCCACCUUUGCUACAAAUCAAGGAGGCCCAGCCGAAAUUAUUGUUGAUGGGGUCUCAGGCUUCCAUAUUGACCCCAACAUUGGAGAUGAAUCGAGCAACAAGAUUGCUGAUUUCUUUGAGAAGUGCAAGGAUGAUUCGGACCAUUGGAACAAGAUCUCCAAAGCAGGUCUACAACGCAUAAACGAGUGCUACACAUGGAAAAUCUAUGCAAACAAGGUGUUGAAUAUGGGGUGCGUUUUUAGCUUCUGGAGGCAUUUGAACACGGAACACAAGCAAGCAAAGCAAAAAUACAUUCACAUGUUCUACACUCUCCAAUUUAGGAACUUGGUGAAGAAUAUACCCAUACCGGCUAGUGAAGUUCAGCCACCAGUGUCGAGGGCCAUAACCAAAGUACCCCCUACACAGAGCACCACCAGGCGCUCACAGUCUCGACUGGGAAGAUUAUUUGGAGUUUGAAGAUCGAAACACAAGAGCCGCCAUUAAAAGUUCAGUUUCUGUUAUGUUAUUAAAGAACAUGAUUGGUGUGUUGUAAUAACUGAAGCCAAGAGAUUCCAGCUUCUGUCUGUACAAGAUAUCAGAAUGUGUAAUCUAAAUUACUCAAUUAUUGUUAAA
Molecule: messenger RNA, 2761 nt
Organism: Vitis riparia (riverbank grape)
Lineage: Eukaryota; Viridiplantae; Streptophyta; Magnoliopsida; Vitales; Vitaceae
Product: sucrose synthase 7-like
Exons: 15
Coding region: 74-2605 (843 amino acids)
Biological process (GO): sucrose metabolic process
Molecular function (GO): sucrose synthase activity
Source: RefSeq, a predicted model, not a curated record